AUGUUCCCGGGAGAAAACUUCAAGCGAAGACUGUUGUUGUGUGCGAAAAUGCUUGUGAACGGUUGGAGAGAGAGUCGUGCCAUGGCAUCGUCGCCGUCACCGUCGCUGGACAGCUUCACGGGUGCGCUGAUGCCUGUUAGCUCGUCACUGGAGAGCGGAUCAAACAACUCGUCGCUGGGCUGCCUGGACCUACCUUCGUCGGUGACGCCCAAGUGUUUUGUGUGCAACGACGAGCUCGAGCGACCUCGCGUCCUGCAUUGUCUGCACUCGUUCUGCUCUGACUGCAUUGAGAAGCUCGUUGAGGCCGACAAGGUGUCGUGUCCCAAGUGCUGCGCCGACACGGUUUUGCCGUCGAGCGGGGUGUCCGGGCUGGUGCCGGAUUACCUGGCCGUCACUGCACUCGAGCCGCCGGUGAUCGACACUAAUGCAGUGUCGUGCACUGGGUGCAAGGGCAAGGAGUCUAACGCCGUCGCACGCUGCUACGAUUGUGCGCACUUCCUUUGCGCCAACUGCGUCAUGGCGCACCAGUACAUGCACUGUUUCGAGGGCCACACCUACUACCUCCUCAACGAACUGCAGAACGGCGCCCCCAAAUUCGAUGAUAUGAAGUUGGACAAGCCCGUGUGGUGUCUAAACCACAAAAAUGAGGCGCUGAAGUACUUCUGCAGGACAUGCAACACUCCGAUUUGCAAAGACUGCACUCUGAUUGAGCACCCCAAGGGGUAUCAUGAGUACGAAAGUCUGGUGAAGGUAUCCUCGUCACAAAUUGAGGAAAUGAGUCGGUUGGUGCAAGAGGCUAAGAUGAAAUUCAGUGACAUGGACACUGCACUGAAGAAUGUGGAUCACGUUUGCGCUAAACUACAGCUGCAAUACCAGAAAGCGCAAGAUGACGUGAACGCGACGUUCGCCUUCGCCGUGUCGGCGCUGGAAGAGCGAAAAAAGGACGUUCUGCGAGAGCUCGAAAGCACUCACAAUUCUAAACAAAAUUCUCUGGCCAACGUGGCCAAGAAAGUGGAAGAAACAGUGCGCAAGAUCCAUCAAGUGGAUGACUUCAUGGAGAAGAUGCUGAAGUUUGCUGCACCAGCUCAUACGCUGAUGUUCAAGAAAGUCAUCGAAUCCAUGCUGAUGAACGCCAUCAAUUUCUGUCCAGACAUUGGACUUCAGAAUGCGAGCGAGCUGGAGUUUGUUUCCAACUACCAGGCGAUUCAGACAGGCGUGCAGAAUACGUUUGGGUACAUCAGGUCCAGUCCGGAUAUUCAGUUGGGUACCAACAAACAGCCUCCGAUCGCGAGACCCGCGAAUGGAUUCAUCUCUGUGAGCAACAACGCGUUUUCCUCCUUCAACUCGGGUCCGUUCUCCAUCUCCAACUCUAUUUGCGAUCAGAGAUCGUAUGGAAACGGGCACGUGUCGCCGUUCGACACGGGCUUGCAACUGCCGCCGAAGCGCUACAACGGCUUGUCUGCCUUCUCGACACUGGGCGAGAGUCUGCUCAACGGCAGCGGAGGAAAUUCCUACGAAAAGUGGUCGAAUGGCGGCAGCAACACCGACACCCUGUUUCCGGCCUUCAGCGACUCGUCGUCGCCGCUGACGCAAACCCCGGACCCGGUGUUGGACCUGGGCACGAAGCUCAUCACGGCACCCAUGUACCCGCCCAAGUCGCACAUGAAGCGGCAGAAAAUGAUCUAUCAUUGCAAGUUUGGCGAGUUUGGGGUGAUGGAGGGCCAGUUCACGGAGCCCAGCGGGGUGGCUGUGAACAAGCAGAGCGACAUCAUCGUGGCGGAUACCAACAAUCACAGGAUCCAGAUUUUCGACAAGGAAGGUCGAUUCAAGUUCCAGUUUGGGGAAUGCGGGAAACGUGAUGGGCAACUGUUGUAUCCGAACCGCGUCGCUGUUGUCCAGAAGACCGGUGACAUCGUCGUCACGGAACGGUCCCCUACGCAUCAGAUCCAAAUCUACACGCAGUAUGGACAGUUCGUGCGCAAGUUCGGAGCGAAUAUCCUGCAACACCCGCGCGGCGUGACCGUCGACUCGAACAGCAACAUAAUCGUCGUCGAGUGCAAAGUGAUGCGUGUCAUCAUCUUCGACAUCCUGGGCAACGUGUUGCACAAGUUUGGCUGCUCCAAGCACCUCGAGUUCCCCAACGGGGUCGUGGUCAACGAUCGCGAAGAGAUCUUCAUCUCUGACAACCGCGCGCACUGCGUGAAGGUGUUCAGCUUCGACGGCGCCUUUUUGCGUCAAAUCGGCGGCGAAGGCAUCACCAACUAUCCCAUAGGGGUCGGCAUCAACGCCGCCGGCGAGAUCCUCGUGGCUGACAAUCACAACAACUUCAACCUUACCAUCUUCACGCAGGACGGCCAGUGCAUCUCUGCACUCGAGUCCAAGGUGAAGCACGCGCAGUGCUUCGACGUGGCACUCAUGAACGACGGCUCGGUUGUGUUGGCUAGCAAGGACUACCGUCUGUACGUGUAUCGUUAUGCCCAAGCCCCGCCGGUCCCGCUUUGCCUGUAAGUCCCCUUCAUCAUGCAGGGUAUCUUGCUCCCCGAAACACCCUGGGGAGAGGAGAAAAAAGAAAGAAACUACGUAUUUAUUUCGUUUUUUGCCGGCGAAAUCCAUCGAGGAACAGGGAAAUAAGUUUGAGUGCUUGUUGGCACCGUCCGCAGCUGCGUCGUUAACGUGUCUCUGUGUUUUUUGCCAGCGUCAGUCCCCUUGGACCCCCCUGUUUGUUUGCGAGAUUUUCGGGAAUGUCUCAGGUAAACGUUGCGAUUAUUUUCCGGAAGAGGUGAGCAUUUUCGUCGUGGCAUCGGGAGCGAGUGAGAACGCUUUUUUUCCGCACAGCUGAUGUCAUACCCUCCUUCCUCUCCAUUCAUAUACUGUAUACAUCUUUUCCUGACAACCUCUCGAGUCAUUUUAAUUUUUGAAACGUUCUUUUUUGUAAAUGCGCGGUGCAAGGUGGAAGAGGAGGAGAUAAAUUUCGUUGUUUUUCACGGAAUAUUUCGUUUUGCAUGUGCCAGAAUUCGCUUCGUGGAGAAGGGAGAGAAUGUGUGAGGGAGAUAGCAGGCAUGUGAGAGGGGGAUAGAAGUUGCUGGUCUAGCGGUAAAUUUUUUGAUUUUGCAUUUAGUCGAGAGCGAAAACUACGUGCUUUUGAAUCUUGAUGACUGGUCGAGGUUUUAAGUUGCGAACGAAGUUCCGUGUGGGUAUUCUAAGUUCUAUUUUGUGUUGAAAGAGUCACGCGGCAUUGAUUUUUUUUUUUCGAGCGAUGAUUGUUUUUUUUCACAUGAGGAUUGCUAGUCAAGGAUGGAUUCGAGUGUUAUAAUUUUUUCGGAAUAACUUGCGUUUUGAUUGUAGCAGUGACGACGAGCAACCGCCGAUGAGAGCGAGAGAACGAGAGGGAGAGAAAGAAUAUCAAGUUCGGAAGUUGAAUUUUUUUUUUUUUUUUUUUGCGUCGUUGAACAAGUUGAAAGAAUCGAGUCAGUUAUCGCCGAAUUUUUGGGUCUUUGAGCUAUUGAACUAAAAACAAAACUUUUUAGUUACCGUGGAGGUUAUCCUACGUUUUGAGUUCCCGAGAGAUCUCUCAAGAAAGUUGCGCGUUCGAAUCGUCUCUGCGGAAAAAAGAAAUUUUUUAUUGAUGUUGAAGUGAUUUCCCUGGGGAGCAGCGGCGCUGGUGAUGGGUUAUUUUUGUUUGUGUCCCUCCCCGGGUUAAAAGCCUUUCGAAGAACGGUUUUUUUUUCUUUCUUUUUUUGAAUCUCGGGAUCGUUGAAUACUCGCACGGUUCGAUCAGCUGGCAUUCGGGUCGGAUUUUAGUGAGCAGUCUUCAUUCCAGAGUUGGUUUUUUUUUUGUCUCUUGUUAGCCGGGGCGGUGAGGCGGAGUUGUUUCUUGUGCGGUUGUUCGAGGGAUACUUGUAUUUUUUGCGAAAAAACAUGGUUGAUGGGACGAACUCGCGGCUUUCCUCUUUGAUUUCCGAGUGCUUCCAGGAAAAAUUUUUGGCGAAGUGGGGAAGAGUGAUCUUUUUUGAGUUGUGUCCUCGUGGUUAUUUGCUCACGUUGUCCGGAAGGAGAGAACACUUCAGGGUUUUCCGAUCGUUCCCGCAUUUAGCGUCUUCCCACACGCAGUUUCCUCGGUUCCCGAACAAAAGCAAACCAAGUUUAAAGGGAAAAAAGGAAGGUUUUUCAAGGAAUCCAAUGCCGUUUGUUCGUUCUGAAGCUGAGUGUACGUAAUUUGGGUCUCGGUGUCGUGAUUUUUGUGCGUAGGGCUGGCCGCCAGUAUUAGCGACUCGGUUUUUUUGAGAGAGAAAUUGCCCUGUUGGUUUCCGGACCGUAGUGCUCAAGUCAAAGACGUCCCCCGCCCGUUUAUAUUUUCAACAACCACGUGCACCGAGCAAAACGAAAAGAAAAAUUGAUUAGUUGAACGGAAGCACAAGGUUCUCCGUGUCUUUGAAACAAAAGAAGCGUCAACGUGAUUUCCGCUCAGGCGAGGUGAGUGUAUUUGCGUGCGUGCUUUUUAUUUUUACCACCCCCCCCC
Molecule: messenger RNA, 4519 nt
Organism: Notodromas monacha
Lineage: Eukaryota; Metazoa; Arthropoda; Ostracoda; Podocopida; Cyprididae
Source: the annotation of a GenBank genome assembly